AUGCCCCUCGAUAUCCGUGAAUACCUCGCACCGUUUCUGCACUGCGUUUUAAUCUUCUCCGCGUUCCGCCUCGCCAGCACUAGUACCUUGCAGUCCGUAGUCCAACCUCUGAACUGGCAAGCUCCUGUCGGCGUCAAUCGCAGCGCGUAUGGCUCCACUAAUCUCAGCACUGCAAUUCCCGUUACCAGUCCCGACAAGCUCGACUUCAACGGAGCGUUUGAGGAAGAUGAUUUCGGGGAAGUUAAGGAGGCAGAUCGGCAUCCCCGCGAGCUGAUGGCGAUCUCGCUAGGGCACAGCCGCAACGCGACUGCGGACGCCAAGAAGCUGCAGAUCGCAGACGCGCUUCGCUACCCCGUCUGUCCACGCGUACGAGGUCGCGUGCGGGUGAACGUGGGAAUGGACACGGUCGGGACGGUGUGGAAGGGGUGGGGCACGUCUCUUGCAUGGUCCGGGCGGUACAUAGGCGGACUGCCGUGGCGGCGGCGCGAGUACCUGCUCGACCUGCUCUUCCACGCGCGCAAGGGGCUGGGGCUCACCAUUGCGCGCUACAGCAUCCCCGGGGGCUACGACCCCCGCUACAGCCCGCGCCUGGCGCAGCGGGACGUGUUCCGCGGGUACAGCAGCGCGCGCGGGCGCUACAACUGGACGGGCGACUGGCGGCAGGUGGAAGCGCUGCGCGGCGCGAAGCAGCGCGGCGUGGAGGUAUUCGAUGCGGUGUGCGACUCGCCACCCUGGUGGAUGACCAAGUCUAACGACACGGCGGGGAACGCGGACGGGCAGCCGAAUAUUAAUCCUGAUUACUACGACAGCUACGCGGAGUACGUCGCGCGCGUGGUUUGGCACCUGCAGAACGAUCUGGAUAUUAAGUUUCAGAGCGUGUCGCCUUUUAACGAGCCGCUGGAGCCGUGGUGGGUGAAAGGCGGCGUGCGCGAGGGGUGCGCGAUGAGCGAGAGCGACAUCGCACAGGUGCUGGGGAAGCUUCGCCCGCGACUGGAGCAGUAUGGGCUGGGCGACGUUUUCGUCGCAGGGGUCGACAGCUGGCCGUCGCAGACCUUUCGUGCAAUAUCGCGCGUGUUCGCGCAGAACAGCGACAAUGACCCUAUCACCUGGGCUGACGUGGACAACCCGGAGCCACUGAAGCCGCGUGCGUUGUCUGCUACCUGGCUGUAG
Molecule: messenger RNA, 1170 nt
Organism: Closterium sp. Naga37s-1
Lineage: Eukaryota; Viridiplantae; Streptophyta; Zygnematophyceae; Desmidiales; Closteriaceae
Source: the annotation of a GenBank genome assembly